Molecule: messenger RNA, 1065 nt
Organism: Elephantulus edwardii (Cape elephant shrew)
Lineage: Eukaryota; Metazoa; Chordata; Mammalia; Macroscelidea; Macroscelididae
Gene: OTX1
Product: orthodenticle homeobox 1
Exons: 3
Coding region: 1-1065 (354 amino acids)
Biological process (GO): multicellular organism development; regulation of transcription by RNA polymerase II
Cellular component (GO): nucleus
Molecular function (GO): RNA polymerase II cis-regulatory region sequence-specific DNA binding; DNA-binding transcription factor activity, RNA polymerase II-specific
Source: RefSeq, a predicted model, not a curated record
AUGAUGUCUUACCUCAAACAACCCCCAUACGGCAUGAACGGGCUAGGCCUCGCUGGGCCGGCCAUGGACCUGCUGCACCCUUCCGUGGGCUAUCCAGCCACUCCGCGGAAACAGCGGCGAGAGCGCACGACCUUCACGCGCUCGCAACUGGACGUACUCGAGGCGCUGUUCGCCAAGACCCGGUACCCUGACAUCUUCAUGCGUGAGGAGGUGGCGCUCAAGAUCAACCUGCCGGAAUCGAGAGUCCAGGUCUGGUUCAAGAACCGCCGCGCCAAGUGCCGCCAGCAACAGCAGAGCGGGAGCGGGACCAAGAGCCGGCCAGCCAAGAAGAAGUCGUCCCCGGUGCGGGAGAGCUCCGGCUCCGAGAGCAGCGGCCAGUUCACGCCCCCUGCCGUGUCCAGCUCGGCCUCGUCCUCCAGCUCAGGGUCCGGCGCCUCGGCCAACCCAGCAGCGGCGGCCGCGAGCCUGGGCGGGAACCCGGCGGUGGCUGUCGCGUCGUCGCUCAGCACGCCGGCUGCCUCGUCCAUCUGGAGCCCGGCUUCCAUCUCGCCCGGCGCCGCGCCAGCCUCGGUGUCUGUGCCCGAGCCGCUGGCAGCGCCCAGCAACGCCUCGUGUAUGCAGCGCUCGGUGGCCGCGGGCGCCGCCUCGGCCGCCGCCUCCUACCCCAUGUCCUACGGCCAGGGCGGGGGCUACAGCCAGGGCUACUCGGCGCCUCCCUCAUCCUACUUCGGCGGGGUGGACUGCAGCUCGUACCUGGCGCCCAUGCACUCCCACCACCACCCGCACCAGCUCAGCCCCAUGGCGCCCUCGUCCAUGGCCGGCCACCACCACCACCACCCGCACGCGCACCACCCGCUCAGCCAGUCGUCGGGCCACCAUCACCACCACCACCACCACCACCACCAGGGUUACGGCAGUUCCGGGCUCGCCUUCAACUCCGCUGACUGCUUGGAUUACAAGGAGCCAGGCGCCGCCACUGCCUCCUCCGCCUGGAAACUCAACUUUAAUUCCACCGACUGUCUGGACUAUAAGGACCAAGCGUCCUGGCGGUUCCAGGUCUUGUGA